Heterobilharzia americana is the source of this 1355-nucleotide messenger RNA. The record is from the annotation of a GenBank genome assembly. NCBI's taxonomy places the organism in Eukaryota, Metazoa, Platyhelminthes, Trematoda, Strigeidida, Schistosomatidae.
UACAUCUUCAAGUGGUGCGUUACUGUGUCACGUUUGUUUGACCCGAAUGACAAACUAGCUCCUUAUCAUCUAUGGUUUCGAAUGAGCACACUUCACACAUUGUUGUUGAUACGGCACCUUUUGUAAAGCGGAUACAUUUGGAGACUUUUGGUGCAAAUAUUUACACUCUACCACAAGUAGUGGCUGAAAUAAAAGAUGUUCAAACACGUGAAUAUAUGAAAUGCUUACCUUAUGUCCUGAAUUGUCAAGCGCCAGAAAAAGAGUCCGUAAAGUUUAUCACAGAUAUCGCAAAGAAGACAGGAGAUUUUUCGGUUCUUUCUGCAACAGAUAUUAGUGUAAUUGCACUAACAUAUGAAUUACAUAAGAAGUAUCUUGGAGAACCAAUACUGAAGGAAGUGAAACCUUUGCCAAAUAAUCUUGGACUCUUGGCUCGUUGUCAAGUGCCCAAAUCAAAAUCAGAAAGUGAUACAUCUGAUGAAGAUGAGGAAUCGACAACAAACGAAACACCGGAAACUCAUGAAACUGAAUCUCUUGAACCUGCUGAUGAUGAUUGGAUAACCGAAGAGAACUUUGAUGAAAAGGCUAUGACAGAUUUUGGAUUGAAACGUAAUUUUUUACCCACAAUGGAACCAAUCAAUCAAGCCCAGACAGUUAUUGUAGCUUGUCUGACAACUGAUUUCGCAAUGCAAAAUGUUCUAUUCCAUACAGGUUUGGAGAUAGUUAGCAUGAAUGGUUUACGGAUUCGACAGCCAAGAACACACCUACUCUGGUGUUGUGCAUGCUUUAAGCCUACAAAACGUAUGGACACAUAUUUUUGUCCAUGGUGUGGUCAUGGUAGAUUGCGUAGAAUCCCAGUUACUCUACAUGAAAAUGGACAGUUACAGUUUCAUUUUGCAAAAAAAUUCGUACCUAGAUUACGUGGUUUAAAACAACCUAUAAGGCAUCCAAAAGGUGGAAAGCAUGCUGAUGAACCAAUUUAUUGUGCUGAUCAACGUCUUCCUGAUAGAAGACCAGCUCGACCUAAAAAUUCGAAAGUGGUUCCUGUCGCUACAAAUGGUCUAUUAGAAUUUGAAGAUGAUGAGUUAGCUAAUAUAUUAGAAUUUCAAUGUGAUUUGAACAGUACAUCAGCAGCAUUCCCAUUAAAUGAUGUUACAAGUCGAUCUGCACUCUUUGGAAUUCGAUCUGAUCAUCAAAUACCAAGUAGAGCAUUUUUACAAGGAGGUCGCGCAGAACAUGGUCUUAAGCCAACAAGAGGUACUGGUCAUUUGACUAGACCAAGAACAGGAAAUAAGAAGAAAUAUAAAAAAUGAAUUUCUCUUUUUUAUUCAAUACUUUCUGAAUACAUCUACAUGAUA